Molecule: messenger RNA, 480 nt
Organism: Rangifer tarandus platyrhynchus (Svalbard reindeer)
Lineage: Eukaryota; Metazoa; Chordata; Mammalia; Artiodactyla; Cervidae
Source: the annotation of a GenBank genome assembly
AUGAGCUCGGUGGGCCCGGCCUCCGCGGGUGGCCGUGCAGUGGUCCCCGUCGGCAACGCGGGCGCCGCCCCAGCGUCCUUGGUGUCCAUGCUCACGGUGCAAGAGCGGUUCUACUCCGCCCUCUUGGCUCCUCGGCGCCGCCUGGGGCGAUGCGCCAGCAGGAAACCCGCUCCACCCGGCUCCCCCGCAGGCCUGCGAGCCCCUUUUCUAAUCUACCGGGCUGAGACGGGGGCCGGAGCCCGAGAGCGCGAGACAGGUGUCUGUGCUUUCGCGUCCACAGUGAUAUCAGAACAUGUUGAUACUCAGCCUUCAAAUAAACCCUUAACCUGUGGAGGUGGCAGUGGCAUUGUACAAAGCACAAAAGCGCUUAUCCUGAAAAGUGAAUAUAUACGGCUAGAAAAGGAAGUUUCUAAGUUAAAGCAGCAAAAUGAACAGCUCAUGAAGCAAAAGAAUGAACUGUCAAGAAGAACAAACUGCUGA